AUGGAAGUGGAGCAUGAUGGCAUUGAAGGACUUGGAUUCACCAAUUGGGCAUUUGAGCAUGAUGAAAAUGCAACCAAAAGCUUCAAACUCAAUCAUCCUAACACUGAAGUUUACCAUGUUAAUUGUGCUGUGAUGCUGAGAAAUCUCAUAAAGAUGCAUGGGAAUAUUGAUGAUUGCAUCUUUGACACUAAAUCUGCUUCACUGCAAAUAAAUCUAAACAAGGACCAAAAGGAGAUGCUGCCACAUAGGGGUGAAGUAGAACUUAAUCGUUGGGAGCCUUCCCAAGAAACUACAGAAAAAAAAAGGGAAAACUUUGAAAGAAUUACUCUUCCAAUACUUAAUGUGGUUCUCCAUUUUACUGUUUCUCUUGCCAGAAUACAGGAAGCGUUUGUGACAGAUGGAAAUGACUUGAUUCACGAGCAUGAAUGGAAUAGGGCCACAACUCUUCUAUCCUAUGUUGAUUUCUUGCAACCCAAUUUCUUUUUGCUUGAGAGUGACAAGAAAUUGGUGACUCUCCCCACUAAUCAGAUCUUUCGUUUAACUAUUUCUACACUCUUGCAUCUGGGUUAUCAGGUGAGCUUAUCAUGA
Amborella trichopoda is the source of this 588-nucleotide messenger RNA. NCBI's taxonomy places the organism in Eukaryota, Viridiplantae, Streptophyta, Magnoliopsida, Amborellales, Amborellaceae. The record is from RefSeq and is a predicted model, not a curated record.